AUGGCUGAGGCAUUCACCUUGAUGAACGACGAAGUGCUGGGGCAAGCUGCGUCCAGACGAGCGGACACGCUGCGGCUAGCCUGCUUUCAUGGAACAUAUAAGAACCCUCAGACCUCUCCACAUCGCUACAUACCGGAUCUCAAGUCUACCCAUUGGCUGACGGGUAACCCUGAGGCGACGGGCAAGUACGACGAAAGCUACCAGAAACCGGAGAUUCGCAGGGAGGAUAUUGUCCAUGGUGAAGGCCUGUUGCGCGUCAGAGGUGACCAGCACAAGAAUGUUGUCGCGGAUGACAACGAUGAAUUCAGGGAGGCUGAAUCUCAUCCGGCGGCAUAUGGUGGCGGAGGACCACCACCAAGAGUGGAAGGAAGGCGGGGACUGCCCGAUCUGUCGAGCACCAAGCAGUUACGCGCCAUUGGUGCCCUCAGCCAAACGCAUCUGGUUGCCGACCCCCUCAUUUCCCUUACCAUAGAUCUUGCCCAGCUGGCAUGGCAUAGAUUCGCAAAAGACCGAUCACGCUCUCUGGCGCUCGGCGACCAGCGCCCCUCCGCCUCAACCUCCGUUUCCUUACCCGCAUCCGACGUGCCCACCACCCUUCAUCCCGCGAGCACCACCAGUUCCUCCACUCGCCCAAUGAGGUCGCGUUGCCUCGCGCGGUUUCUCAACCUUGACGGAAGCCAACGAACGCAAGCGCUCCUGGACGUCGAGUUUGAGAACGAGUGGGAGACAGAAGCAAUGAUCAAUGGGAAGGAGGACGAUGCCGAGGCGGUGACGGAGGAGUGCAGGCUAUGGACGUCUGGCGGUGGCAGUGCGCUAGUCAGGCCCGAGACGCACAGGAGCAACGGUUUGGUGGCGGCAGGAUGGGUGUGA
Molecule: messenger RNA, 870 nt
Organism: Coniophora puteana RWD-64-598 SS2
Lineage: Eukaryota; Fungi; Basidiomycota; Agaricomycetes; Boletales; Coniophoraceae
Exons: 7
Coding region: 1-870 (289 amino acids)
Source: RefSeq, a predicted model, not a curated record